Molecule: messenger RNA, 1281 nt
Organism: Naegleria gruberi
Lineage: Eukaryota; Heterolobosea; Eutetramitea; Acrasida; Naegleriidae
Exons: 1
Coding region: 1-1281 (426 amino acids)
Molecular function (GO): zinc ion binding
Source: RefSeq, a predicted model, not a curated record
AUGAGAGUACAAGCGAGCUGUGCAAGCUGUUUGGAAGAGGAAGAAGAAUUACCAGCCACACAUUGUUGUUCUUCUUGCUCGUUGGCCCUUUGCACCUAUCAUGCUAAAAAACAUGAAAGAAACAACCAUGUUGUUAUUCCAAAUAAUUCUAAACUAGACGAAAGUUACAAUCCUGUAAACACAGCUCCAUUGUGUAAAGAUCAUUUUAUUCCGAUCAAUUGUUUUUGCAGUAAUUGUAAAAUGUUGAUUUGCUCAUCAUGUGCUGUUAGUUUACAUUCAGCACAUCAAGUUUCGUUAAUUUCAGAAAUUGAAGCAACUGUAAAAAAGGAAACAGUUGAUGAAUUGCAAAAGUUUAUCAUUAAGUCUGAAGAAUGGAGUCAGAAACAUCAAUUGGAUGAGAAUAAUCUUACUGAAUGCGUUACAAAAGUUAGAGCUAGAGGUGAAGAGUUGAAAAAGCAAAUCCAUUCGAAACUUGACGAAUUAAUGAAUGAUUUGAAGAAAAGAGAACAACAAUUAUUGGUUGAUCUAGAUGAAUUGGUGGAUAACCAAUGCAAUAUUGUAACAUCUAUUCGAAAUCAUCAUGAAAUAGUCGAAGAUUUGAAAAGAGAAUUAACAAGCAUUUUGUCAAUGAAUGGAUAUACAUUGAUGGAGAGGAAAAUUAACAAAUUUAAACAAACUAUGGAUAGUUUCGAAUUGAUAUCAACACAAGUUGGAAAUUUUAUUAGCUUGGAAAAUAUUGACAAGUUCAAUAUUGAACAAUUUGAAACUAAUGAAAUUUCUAGCAAAAUUGGCAAGAUUGGAAAAAUCGUAAAGAUUUUACCAUUUCCAACUGUCAAGCAUUGUUUUGCAAAUGGAGAGAAAAUAUUGGAGGUUUUCAAAGAUAAUUGGAAUAUUUACAAAAUUUCGCCUGAAAUAUUUAACGUAGAAGACAGGAAAAUUCGCAAUAUCAAAUUCAAAGUCCACCAAUUAGUUCAAGGCUCCAAUACAUGGUGCAUCAUAUUUGGAAUUGUGAAUUCUUCAUCACGACUUGACACUUAUUUAAGUGAAAAUGGUUAUGGUUUGAUAUUUCUAAAUGGGCAAAAGUCAUGUUCGGGCAAAGGAACGCCAUUUUUAUCUCCUAUGAAAGUUGGAGAUGUAGUGGAAGUUAUUGUACAGAAUAAUUCACUUUUAUUCUCAAUUAAUGGUGAUGAUCCUAAAGUAGCAUUUGAUAAUUUACCAAACUUUGAGUACACUUUUGGUGUUUCUAUUUGUGCUAAACACGCCAAAUUGGAAAUUAUUUAA